This is a messenger RNA of Plectropomus leopardus (leopard coralgrouper), 2491 nucleotides long. The record is from RefSeq and is a predicted model, not a curated record. Lineage: Eukaryota; Metazoa; Chordata; Actinopteri; Perciformes; Serranidae.
GAGACCACUUGGUCAUGGCUUCUAUACACUCACGGUGAUGGAGCCCAAGCUGAAAGGACAGGAGGGUAAGAUUAUUGCAUCGCCGAUUAUUUCAUCUUCUGAUGCGGACUCGUCCAAGAACAAAGACAAGAGCUCCUCUGAAAAUGACCACCCGAAAGAUCCAGAAAGCAGUCACAAUUUGGAGGACAACAAAACUGUAAAAUCCUCAAACUCUAAACCAAAGCGCUCAGGUGUCAGCCCCCUGGCUGAGCUCGCCCUCCUUAACAAAUCAAUCUACCUGCCUUCGGUGUCUCUGCCAGCUGUGGAGAGCAGCCACGAGGGGGGCACAGCGGUGGAUGUAAACAAAACGCCGGCAACUGCCUGCUUGAGUGUGAAGCGAAUGAAACCGGUUCCUGCUCCUGUUGAGUCUGAUCAGAGCCCUCCUGUAGUCCGCCGUGGCAGAGGCAGGCCUCGAAAGAACGCUGUUACCCCCGUUACCGAGAAUAAAAAGAGUACUGUGGAAGAAGACACAAGUAAAAGCGUCAGUGAAAGUGAAUCAUCUUUUGUGGUUGAAGAGAGUGAAAAAAUAACUGUCAAGACAACAAGUAAUGACUCGCCCAGAGUGGUCAGUGAUACUCCAGUGCCGGUCAAACGAGGCAGAGGAAGACCUCCGAAAAACAAGUCUGCAGAUCUAUGGAGUCCUCCAGGUGCGCGAGCAAGAAGUCCACCUAAAUCUGGUGAGGUUAGCCCCAUCAGAUUCCCUCACCGUUACAAAAGCCCUAAAGAAGGGACGGGGGAUUUAUCCUCGUCCAGGCCGUUAACCCGAGGUGCUUUAGGAAAGGACUUCCCCAGCGCCAAGAAACGCUCCUGGAUAGACGUGGAAAAGGAACUAGAACCGGAGAUUGAAUCUGAAUAGUUGUCGUUAUUUUCCUGUAGCUGCAAAAGCCAAUGCACACAGACAGUUGACCUCAGUAAAGUCGAUUUAUGGUCGGGCGUUUGACACUUUGAAGAUUGUCAUUCGAUAGAGAUUAAGGAGCAGCACGACACUUUCAACUUACGCUGCGGGAAAAAAGCUUCAGUUGUCUACAUUGUAUUCAGAGACCCAAUGCAUAUUUUUAAAGUCUAUUUCUGUUGUAUUUAUGGAAGCAUAAUCUGCACAGACGGCUGUUUAAAAUGACAAAAAUAUCCUGCUCAAAUAGUCAUUUGUUUAUGGCGGCCCAAAACGAUAUCAACAGCUGGCCUACAUAGUCUUUUUUAUUUUUGGAGCUGGACUGUUAAAUAGGUGCACUGUUUGCAUAUACUGUUUGGUUUUUCAUUGAAACACACUGCACACACAGCACAGAGCGCACUAUAAUAAUACCAAUAUAUGUAAACACUGUUGAUUUCUCCCCGUGGAGCUGGUGUAAAAAAUAUGUAGGUUCAGUAAAUAUUUGCUGUCAGUCGCACUGUUGAAAGCAGUUUGACCGGCCACUGUCCUCUCAGCUCUGCAGGAGCUGCUGCUGACAGUCGGCUGCAUCUGCGGACAGUGACACUUAACAAAGGUCAGAGUCGCUCUGGAUUGAAAACUGUAUCCUUGACAACAGUAGUAACGCUACCUAUCACACUGUGUGACAAUGUAUCACGUCUGCAAUGUAACAAAAUUCUGCAGAUGCAGGACAUGAAAUCAAAGUGUCAAACGCCCGACCAUAAAUGAGGCUUUAGUCUCAGAGCUGGAUGCUGCUCUUUUCUGUGUUCGCACAAAUCUCAGUGGAAUUUUUCAUACUGUAGAGAGAAGCUGUUUUUGGUACAAAGAUUAUAAGACAAAGCAUUAAUUGACCUGCUGACGGUAUGAAUGACAUUAAUGCUAACUCCCUCAUUUAGUGUUUAUGUGACUUUUUCUGAAAUGAAUUCCUGAUGCCUACAUUCAUGUUUAUACUGGGAUUUAUUCAAAUCAUGUGUUUUUUCAAAGUCAUGUAUUACUGAUCUGUUUUAUGCAAAUGAAAAUAAAACUCUACAGACUACAUAACUUAAUUUCGUUAAGCCUUACAGUGUCAGUUGAAUCUCUAACGUAAUUAGGAUCCAACAGUGCACUGCUUCAUUAACUCUAACUGUUAACGUAUGUCUUUCAGUUUUUAUGGACAGGUAGUUUGAUGCAUAUCCGUUUUGUAAUUUUCCAUUAUUAACUCAGUGAAAAUAAUCUGUAGUAGCACUUUAGGUUUUUUUUGGUAGAAACCACCCAUGAUGUCUGUCUUUGCUGUAGUAGCAUUAGUGUGUUCUGGGGAGUUAGCUCUGUUACGUGUAUUUAAACCUGAUGUCUCACAAGCAAUCGAGAUAAAAGCUAUUAGCCAUAUAUUGUAUCUAUGAGAAUAACCUGUAAAUAUUGUAUUUCUUUUCUUUUUUUUUAAUCGCAGUACAUUUUCUUUGUGGGCGUGAUUUUGAAACACUGGUCGUCUGUUUGCUUCAGUUGGAUUAAAAAUGUGAAAAACGUGGCCUUUAAAAUCAAUAAAAACUAUAUGCAUUUACUGUGAAACUC